Sciurus carolinensis (gray squirrel) is the source of this 2141-nucleotide messenger RNA. It is a transcript of the gene Mnmip1, whose product is annotated as SH3 domain containing 21. Gene Ontology annotation, molecular function: protein binding. NCBI's taxonomy places the organism in Eukaryota, Metazoa, Chordata, Mammalia, Rodentia, Sciuridae. The coding region runs from base 36 to 2036 and encodes 666 amino acids. The transcript has 16 exons. The record is from RefSeq and is a predicted model, not a curated record.
GGACGGGCUAGGCUGUGGAGGGAGUCCCGGAAGCCAUGGAGGUCCUGGUUCUGGCUGAAUACCAUGCGCAGAAAGAGGACGAGCUGAGUUUGGCCCCCGGGGACAUCGUCCGGCAGGUGCGCGAGGGGCCUGCAAGGGGCUGGCUGCUGGGAGAGCUGAGGGACCAUUGUGGCCUCUUCCCCAAGCGCCUGGUGCAGGAGAUUCCAGAGGCCAUGCGAGGCGGCGGGGAGGCCCGGAGACCGCGCUGCGCGCGCAGCCGAGGUCACCCCGCCAAAUCUCGGGGCCCUCAAAGAUGGUGCAAAGUGAACUUCAACUACAGCCCCAAGCAGGCAGACGAGCUGAAGCUGCAAGCUGGGGAGAUUGUGGAAAUGAUAAAGGAGAUUGAGGACGGCUGGUGGCUGGGGACGAAGAACGGGCAGCUGGGAGCCUUCCCAUCCAACUUUGUGGAGUUGCUGGACAGUGGGCCCCCAAGCCUUGAUAACCCUGACAUGCCUUCCAUCGGUACUGGAUCCCAGCGACCUCCCAAGCUGAGCAGCCUGGCCUCUAACAGCCCUCCAGACUACCUGCAGACAGUCUCUCACCCUGAGAUCUACAGGGUCCUGUUUGACUACCAGCCCGAGGCCCCAGAUGAAUUGGCGCUGCGCAGGGGGGACAUGGUGAAAGUACUGAGGAAGACCACAGAGGACAAGGGCUGGUGGGAAGGAGAGUGUGAGGGCAGGAGAGGCAUUUUCCCGGACAACUUCGUACUCCCACCACCCCCCAUCAAGAAGCUGGUCUCGCGGAAAGUGGACUCUCGGGAAUCAGCUCCUGUUAAGGAACCAAAAAAGUUGAUGCCAAAAGCAUCCCUCUCUAAUGUCAAGAAGCUGGCGACAGCUCCCUCUGGGCCCAGCAAAGCCAAGACAUCUUGGACACCCGGUGGGGAUGGUCAGAAGCGCCCCUCCCGAGACUCAGGUUCCAAGGGCAGCUUCCUCAGUGGGGGUCCUGGGCAACCUGGCAAAAAGCAGUUCAAAACACAGGCUUCCCGCCAGCGUUCCACAUCCAGUCAGGAGGAAGAGCACAGCAGCCUGCCAAAGGUCCCUUCUGUGAAUAGGACUUCUGCUCCAGACAAGAUUACCACCCCAGAGAAGAGCCAGCUUCCAAAUAAGGACCCCAACCCAGAGAAGACCCUGACUCUGGUGGACAAGAUCACCAGCCCAGAGAAGAUCCUAGCUCCCAAAAAGGUCCCCAUUCCAAAGAAGACCCAGACUCUGGACAAGGCUUCCACUCCAGAGAGGGUUUUUUCUGUGGAUGAGACCCCUGUCCUAGAAAAGGGCUUGACCCCAGAAGGGGUGUUUUCUGAAGAGGUCCCCCCUGGAGAUAAUUCUCAAUUCCAGCACUUAUCUCCCAAGGAGAGUCUGCAGAGGGCGAAAUCCCUGGUGGCCACCCAGGCUCAAUCCCAAGAGGAGGCUCACAUGCCAGAGAAGUCCCCCCUGCAGCCUGACUCCGCACAGAGAUGCCUUUGUAGGAUGAAACAUGGGGAUGGCUCCCCACUCCAGGAUGCGUCCAAGUCUAUGCCUACCCUUAAGAAGGCCCAGCCUCCGGAAGAGGCCACAACCCUCCUGGAGGAGGCACCUGUGAAAGAUGAGCAUACCCCAAAAGAGGAGGUGCCUCUGAAAGAGGAGGUGCCUCCUAGAGAGAAAGUGGCUCCCCAAGAACAGGUGCUCUCUAAAGAGACAGCCCCUGUCCCCCAAGCCCCACACACUGCCGAGCCAACUCCAGACCCCCAAGAGACUCCCACUCCCCAUUUCCUAGUGAGGCACAACUCCGAAAGCAAGAACGAUGGAGUGGAUAUAAAGACUCUAAAGGAAGAGGUGGGGUCUCUAAAGAAGUUGCUGGAGCUGCUGGAGCUGCAGCUGGAGAGGAAGAUUACUGACGUCUGGGAGGAGCUGAAGAGCGAGAGGGAGAAGCGCCGGUUGCUGGAGGUUCAGCUGCUGCAGAGCACCCACAACACGCCGACGACGCGGGGGUUAAAACACGCGCAGACGCAGACGCACUGAGGGCGGGCCUGCGAGGCACCAUGGCCGGACCUGGAGGGACAUCUGGCUCGGGCCAACCCCGUCCUUGUAUACAGUUUUUGAAAACUUAAAGUAAACUGCUCCGGA